UGUCGCCCAGCUCCCUUCCGGCAGAAAGACCCAGGGACGAGAGUGUGAAGUCAGGCCUCACAGGGGCAGGAAGAAAGCCGUCCAAAGCCAGCUGGUCUGGCUUUGAGGAAAGCAAAAAGGAGAUAGAAAGCGAAAGAGAGAAAGGGAGAACGUGAGAGAGGAAGGCAGACAGAAAGAGAGAAAACUGAAAUAAUACAAGGGAAAUAAAGAAAGUAAGAGCAGCACACCUGAGAAAGAUACCUGAGGAAGGCCUUAGCAGCAGGUUCUGUGAAGCUAAUCGAUCAUCGCAAGAAACAGGGCAUUUUACCCGAGGAGGAGAAAGCACCAGGAAGCUCCAAGCAGCACUGAAAGCAAAGGAAGAAAGAACGUAAAUAAGACUUGGGCUGGAUAUUUUGGGUCCAGGACUGAGGAUUGUGCUGCUCCGUUUGUUAGGAUCGACGUGUGGACACCUGAAGAAAAAGACGCUGAAAGAAAGAGAGCGAGAGAGAACGACUUGAGAAGAAAGAGUGGAGUACAAUGUGCUAGGGGAGUGAAGGCAGACAAACUCGUGUUUUUCUGAUAUUCUCGGGGUGUCAGAGAGACCAAGCAGGACGCCAAGAUGGGACGGAAGAAGAUACAGAUCACACGGAUCAUGGAUGAGAGGAACCGGCAGGUUACCUUCACAAAACGGAAGUUUGGUUUGAUGAAGAAAGCUUACGAGCUCAGCGUAUUGUGUGACUGUGAGAUUGCCCUGAUCAUAUUCAACAGCUCGAACAAACUCUUUCAGUAUGCCAGCACUGACAUGGACAAAGUCCUACUUAAGUACACAGAAUACAACGAACCCCACGAGAGCAGAACCAACUCUGACAUUGUAGAGAAAUUAAGAAACAAAGGCCAUAAUGACUGUGCCAGUCCCGAUCCAGAUGACUGUUUCGGUCACAGUCCCCUCAUGGACGACCGUUUCGGCAAACUAAACGAAGAGAGUGAUUUAAUGUACAAGCGCUGUGGUGCGCUUAACAAGAAAGAACACAGAGGCUGUGAUAGCCCGGAUCCUGACGCCUCAUAUGUCCUCACCCCUCACACAGAAGAAAAAUAUAAAAAAAUUAAUGAAGAGUUUGAUAAUAUGAUGCGAAAUCAUAAAAUCCCGACGGCCUUGCCCCCGCAGAACUUCUCCAUGCAUGUGGCUGUGCCAGUGACGAACCCCAACGCCAUGUCCUACAACCCCGGGGCCUCCCUGAGCAGCCAGAGCCUGUCGGCCGCCGCCGCCGCUCUGAGUGACGGUGCCAUGCUGUCUCCUCCUCAGGGUUCCCUGCACAGAAACGUCGUGUCUGCCGGGCCCCCACAGAGGCCCCCCAGCACAGGCAGCACAGCAGGAAACGGCUUCGUUAACCCGAGGGGCUCGCCGGGGCUUCUGGGUACACCCAGCGGGAACGGGCUUGGUAAAGUCAUGCCUGCAAAGUCACCGCCGCCACCGGGGGGCAACAUGGGCAUCGGUAGCCGCAAGCCAGACUUGAGAGUCGUCAUCCCCCCAUCCAGCAAGGGCAUGAUGCCACCCCUGCAGUCGGAGGAGGAAGAGAUGGAGUUGAACACCCAGAGGAUAAGCAGUUCCCAGUCGACCCAGCCUCUGGCUACACCGGUGGUCUCCGUCACCACCCCGAGUCUGCCACCACAAGGCCUGGUCUACUCAGGCAUGCCCACUGCCUACAACUCUGAAUACUCCCUGAGCAGUGCUGAGCUCUCCUCUCUGCAAGGCUUUGGCUCUCCAGGGCUCUCUAUAGGCUCAGUGUCGGCAUGGCAACAGCAUCAACUGGGCCAGGCAGCUCUCAGCUCGCUGGUAGGUGGCGGUCACUUACCUCAGGGCUCAAAUCUCUCCAUCAACACCAGCCAGAAUAUCAACAUCAAAUCCGAGCCCAUUUCUCCUCCACGCGAGCGCAUCACCCCGUCCGGCUUCCCACCCCAGCAGCAGCAGCAGCCUUCCUCCGGCCGUCCCGACAUGGGCCGCUCGCCCGUCGACAGCCUCAGCUCCUCCUGCUCCUCCUACGACGGAAGCGACCGAGAGGAUCACCGGCCCGAUUUCCACUCCCCGCUCGGCCUGGGUCGACCCCCGGCCGCCGGGGGCGAGGAAAGGGAGAGCCCCACGGUCAAGCGCAUGCGCAUGGACACCUGGGUGACAUAAAGCUGUCCGGAGCCUGACAGCCAGUCAGUCACGCGCAGGGCUGGGCAGGGGGAAAGGGAGAGAGAGAAAGAGGAGUGACAGCAGGGAGGGUCAUUAUUGUUAUUAUUCUAUUGUUAUAAUUUAACGUCAUUUCACUUUUUUUGUAAGUAGGUGGACGGGGAAAGAAAUCGAAAAUGACAUAUCGAAAUUAAGCAGAUGAGUGGAGAGAGAGAGGGAAAAUCUCACGUCAAGCAGUCAGAAUGAACGGUGUACUCAAACAAACAGGUGUUAUCAGGUACUUGAUGCAAAUUGCAUUGUGCGAGAGUCCAAUGUAUGAAGAAAACAUUUUCGAUUUUUGUCGUCACUGGUGCAGUUUGACACUCGUAGCUGUUUCGCAGUUGAUUUCGCAAACAAUCAAAGAAAGUUUAGGGGCGGCUUUCUGUGCCUGCUGGGCUCAUGUAUUAAAACAAUCUGUAUCUGCACUCGCCCUUAUAUGAAGUAUGUCACUUAUUAAUUUAUUUAAAGGUAUUUGAUGAUAGAUUUGGAUCAGUUUUACGGGGGGAAGGCUUGUAUCUAAAAUGAGAUCACAUUUUACCUCAGUUAAGACAUUAAGUGAAAAAAAUGAAAAUGUCUCUAAUAAUAAUAAUGAUAAUCGUUGAUUAAAUUUUCAAUCCAAGAAACGGGAAGAAAAGGAGGUAGCCCAGUCGAUUUAGAGACGAUAGCAAGUCAUUGUACAUUCAUGCAGCUCCAACAACUCAAUGGUAACGCAAGCCAAAGCCUCUAUGUAAUUUUGUCGUACUGUAGGUUGGGAAUUUUCAGCAUUUCUCUCUCGAUGUUUGUUUCAUAUUAGUUCUGUCAUAGUGUGCGUUGUUACAAACAUUGGAAAACGAUUAACAUGCAAAGCAGAUCUUGAAACGAUAUCUAAAGCCAUGAACACUUGCUGUUCUGUUUGUAAAUUAAAGAUUUGAGCCAAACCUUUUUCUUUUUUUUGUUAUGUACAUAGCGACUUUAAUAUAUAUCACUUUUGGUGUAAGUACGUAUGUAUUGUACCUUCACCAGAUUCAAGAAAAAAGUAUAUUUUUGUGGAUUACUGCCAAGUUUACAAGGCGAGAUCCUUAUUAAGUAGAGUAUUCACUGGUUAAUAUUUACUAUUUUGUUAACUAUACUGUACUUUCUUCAAAUCUGACUAUUAUUGGUAAUAAUCAAAGUGUUUGUUUUUCUGUUUUGGGGUUUUUUUUCCAAGAAGGUCGUUUUUGGGUCGUUUACCCUUUAAUGGUGGUGAAUGUCUGUCCAGAAGAAAUUGUAACAACAGAGCUGUAUGAUUCAAGCUCAGCUGUCUUUAUUUUGUUUUGUAACGAUACUCGUCAUGCUAAGAAGAAGAUGAAAAAAAAACAAAACAAAUAUGGUUGCAUUUCUUACAACUGUUUUGUGAGGGAUUAGCCUGCAGCUGCUGAAUACACUGCCUACUUUAACCCAUCACGGCUUAGAUGCACUAUUCAUUGAUAUCCAAGACCCCCGUUACUAAAUUCAUUUCAACCAACUCCCUCGUAUAUUGUAAAUACCAUAACCCGAACACAUACAUGGCAUACUAUGUACAGAACACCUUUCGAGUUAUUUUGUGAAUUGGCUCAUCUACAGAUGACACCUUAAAGAGGCAUCAGUUCUGUAUUGCUGGACAAGAGGGGGCGCUGUAGCUCUCUCCGCCGUCUCUGCUCUGCGUUUCGCUCUCUGUGUGCAUAUCUCUUCACGCGUGGCUGUUUGUUUGUGCGGCAGUGGCCUCCGGCUUGCAUCACACCUCACUGCCUCAGGUGGCAAAGCGUCAGGGGAUUCAGCAGCUAAAGAUGGAAAUACUAGACAAUGCAAACUGACUUGGACAUGAUCUCUCUACUGGAUUGCACAAAAAAAGUUUGUAUGUUCAAGUUUGCCAUCGGACGCUUUCCUCUUUAGAUUUGUUGUGUAUUCGGUCGGUGUGCACAUACCUCCCUGCCCUCUUGAGCACCGCAGCAACUGGCAAUAAGCUGAUAUUAAUCUAUGCAGUCCCCAACCCACACAUAGAAACACAUUUACAUUAAAAGCGGAACUUUUAAAGAGAUAAUUCACCCAAAUAUGACAAUUCUGUCAUUUGGAUUACCCUCAAGUUGUUCCAAACCUCUAUGAAAGACAUGAAUGUGUGUAACCAAACAGUUGAGGGUCAUAGUAUAGUGUUUAUUUUGCAUACUACAAGGACCGUCAACUGUUCGCUUACCCACGUUCUUUAAAAUAUUGAAAGUUUAACAAAAGAACUCUGACAGUUUUUUCAUUUUUGGGCGAACUGUUUUUUUAAUAAUACUAAAAAAAUGUACAAAUUGAGAAAAAAAUUAAAUCAUGCAUAUUAUACUAUCACACGUCCAUUAAUUACACAAUGUUGCCUAGUUCAUGAAAAGUGCUCUUUACUGAGCAGGUGAGAAAACGACUGUUAACCCUUUGUCCUUAAGUGCUUGCGUAUUAGUUCGUUCACCCAAAAAUGAAAAUUCUGUCAUUGUUUACUCAGUCGUUCAUUUUUGGAGCACAAAAGACAAUGUUUUUACAAAACAACUGAGGUCAGUUGUCAUUCAUUCAAAACUGGUUUUAAACAAAACGACGAUUGAACUCUCAUUUUUAGGUGAACUAUCAUUUUAAGGCACACUGACUAAAUGUGACCCUGGACCACAAAACCAAUCUUAAGUAGCAGGGGUAUAUUUGUAGCAGUAGCUAACAAUACAUUUUAUGAGUCAAAAUGAUUGAUUUUUCUUUAGGAUAGUAAGUAAAGAUUAUGUUCCAUAAAGAUAUUUUGUACAUUUCCUACCGUAAAUAUAUCAAAACUUAAUUUUUGAUUAGUAAUAUGCAUAAUAUGUACGAUUUUCUCAAUAUUUAGAUUUUUUUGCAACCUCAGAUUCCAGAUUUUCAAAUAGUUGUAUCUUGGCCAAAUAUUGUCCUAUCAUGACAAACCAUGCAUCAAUGGAAAGCUUAUUGAUUCAGCUUCCAUGCGAUUGAAAUAGACCCUUAUGACUGGUUUUGUGAUCCAGGGUCACAAAUAUGAGAACCACAAGAGCCAUGCGAACACUUCUGUAGGUAUAGCUUUAGAUUUAAUCUCAGAUGUACAAGCUUUGUUGUCUCAGCUGAAUUGAAGCACCCGUUAGAAAGUUUUACGAUGUCUGUCAAAAUCAUUUAGAGUUGAUCGCAAUCAAAGCUUUUCAGGGUAGACAAGCAAUAAUGCCAGCCCAGUGUUACGAAAGCACUGUGGGUUCAAACCAUGCAGGAUUUUCCAACUGCAAUGAAUGCACACACAAACACUCAACAUUAGUGCUUGAUUAGGAAUCAGGGAGUUUCUCUGCUACAUGCACAAUUAGAGCCUUAUUCCAAAGAGUUGCUGGUGUUCGGAAUCAAAUAUGAUAUCACUCAUCGCAUUUUGACUUCAUCCAAACAAAAUCACCCUAGAAAUGCACGUGAGAGAUGCAUAAGAGAUCUAGAGAGGAGGCUGUUUCUUUGGUGUGGAGUGCUGUGUCACAAACUGUUGAAUGUGAAAGGAAGGGAUAAAGAGGAAACAACAAUUGUUUGUUGCGUACUUUCUUCACUUUGCUGUGCAAGAGUACACUGCUUUGCUUUAUGGCUUUUUCUAAAUCAGAAUUAUGUAUUUGGUAAUUGUUUGUAGUUACUAGUUCACUUCAAGAAGCUGUUUGCGGUUUGGACGCUCAAACCGUUUGGCGGCACAAGCUGGACUUUGUUGCCAUAACUGAAACAAGAUGUUUCAAAAAAGGAAAAAAAAGACAACAAAAAAAGAGUAAAACAUGAGAGAGAACUUUAAGUUAAUCUGCAUUAUAUUUCCCUUGAAUGUGUUGUUUUAUCUUCAUUAUACAAUAAAUAUUCUAGUGAACUUUU
Molecule: messenger RNA, 6031 nt
Organism: Labeo rohita (rohu)
Lineage: Eukaryota; Metazoa; Chordata; Actinopteri; Cypriniformes; Cyprinidae
Gene: mef2aa
Product: myocyte enhancer factor 2aa
Exons: 12
Coding region: 599-2155 (518 amino acids)
Biological process (GO): cell differentiation; positive regulation of transcription by RNA polymerase II; heart development
Molecular function (GO): protein dimerization activity; DNA-binding transcription factor activity, RNA polymerase II-specific; RNA polymerase II cis-regulatory region sequence-specific DNA binding
Source: RefSeq, a predicted model, not a curated record